Messenger RNA from Ostreococcus tauri, 237 nucleotides. Its product is annotated as Cytochrome c oxidase biogenesis protein Cmc1-like. Bases 1 to 237 code for a protein of 78 amino acids. The record is from RefSeq and is a predicted model, not a curated record. Gene Ontology annotation, cellular component: mitochondrion. NCBI's taxonomy places the organism in Eukaryota, Viridiplantae, Chlorophyta, Mamiellophyceae, Mamiellales, Bathycoccaceae. The transcript has a single exon.
AUGCACCCACCGCUGACGCUCGAUAAACACCCGCUGUGUCGAGAGAAAGUGAUCGCGCUCACGACGUGUCAUCGCGAGAAGGCGCUCACAAAGUUUAUCGGGGCGUGUAACGACGAGAAGUGGGCCCUGGACGCGUGCCUGCGGGCGCAGAAGCUACACAAGGCGAGGAAGAAUCAAGAAAAGGCGCGCGCGUCCAAGGAGCGAUUGCGAGCGCGAUUGGAGCGCGAGCGCGCGUGA